AUGAAAGGAGCCGCCUUCCUCGCCUUCCCCGCCUCCACACUGGCCGGAUCAGUACUGUGGAGCGGAAUCUUCAACUCGUCCUAUACUGUCGCUGACUUUGACGAAUGGUCAUGGAGCAACCAAAUCGCCCCUUGGCAAUGGUACAUCCACGGCGACGGCGAAACCUCGGAAUACCUAGCCCUAUCCAGCGACUACAAGAACCCAGCAGCGAGCGAUGCCCAGGGUCUGCGUACCAGACUUGAUAACACCUCUUUCUGGGAAGGCCAAAGCAUGCAACGCACCGAACUCAUCCCCCAAAUGUCGCCCUCCAGCUCUGCCUCCGACCUGGGAUCCGGCCACCUGUACUACCACUUCUCCCUGAGCGCCAGCAGCACCAACCCCCCGUCCUCGUCAAGCGAGCACCAAAUCGCCUUCUUCGAGAGCCAUUUCACGGAGCUGCAGUACCAGGAUAACACGCUGAAGUGGAAUGCCGGAGGAGAUACGCAUUACUCUGUGGAGCUGGAGACUGGCAAGUGGUACAACUUUGCGUAUGAUAUCGAUUUUGAUAAUCAAAAGGUUGGGCUUUGGGCAUCGAAUGGAUCGGAUGCUUUGACGGAGGUGGUGAGUCCUGUAAGCGCGAGUGCGAGCUCCAAUGGGGAGGAUUUCCAUGUCGGUGUGUUGAGUUUGACUGGUGAUGGGACCGAGGAUUGGUUCUGGAGUGGGGUUUAUAUUGAGAAGGGCGAUUUGACGAAGAGUAUUGGGGAUGGUAGCAGUGCUAGUGCUAGUGGUAGUGAGAGUUCUUCGACUACUACUGCUGCUGCUGCUGCUACUACCUCUGCUACUUCGUCCGCUACUUCUGCUGCCACUACGUCUGUCGAGACUACCACUGCUGUCGCUGCUACCCCUACUCAAAAUGUGGCCGUUGCUUCGUCUUCUACCAGCGCUGCUUCGACGACCUCGGCUGCGACUACCUCCAGCUCUGAGUCUACUGCCGCGGCUACCCCCUCUGCCUCUGCCCCUGUCAUCGCUACGCCCUCUGCUGCUCCCUCUGCUGCUGCUGCGUCUGGAUCUGUCGCUCUUCCCGUGCCGACAACCGCCUCUGAAAUCCUGACUGAUGUGCGCGCCCUUUUGACUGCCCUUCUGACUCGGCAGGGAGUGCAUGCUCGUGAUUUUACUGUUUAG
Messenger RNA from Aspergillus vadensis CBS 113365, 1161 nucleotides. Its product is annotated as glycoside hydrolase family 131 protein. Bases 1 to 1161 code for a protein of 386 amino acids. The record is from RefSeq and is a predicted model, not a curated record. The transcript has 3 exons. Lineage: Eukaryota; Fungi; Ascomycota; Eurotiomycetes; Eurotiales; Aspergillaceae.